Molecule: messenger RNA, 645 nt
Organism: Beauveria bassiana ARSEF 2860
Lineage: Eukaryota; Fungi; Ascomycota; Sordariomycetes; Hypocreales; Cordycipitaceae
Exons: 2
Coding region: 1-645 (214 amino acids)
Source: RefSeq, a predicted model, not a curated record
AUGACACCGAGCGCCGCCGAGCUCACCCGGCGCGUCCUGCUGGGGCUGGAGGUGUGCGUCGUCAUCUUGGCGACGCUUCACUCUGCCCACGCCAUGCUGACUGCUAGUCGUCUGCGGACGCUGCAGUGUGCCGUGAGCGGCGACUGCGAGGAGCAACCAGAUGAAGACGCCACGAGCCUCGUCACCUCGGGCCUGGCACUUGCCAUUCUCUCCAGCGUCGUCCUCCUCGCCCGCCUCGCGCUGCUACAGCUGCGCUAUUUCCCCCGGUUCGUCGGGCUGCUCUACGACACGCUUAUGGCCUGCCUCUGGGCGUUGGGGCUGGCGCAGCAGCUUGUGCGGCCGCUCGCGACGGCACGCAAUCUCAGCGCCGGCGGUCUCGUCGUCGAAGAAACGGACGGCGUCGUGCUGACGUGCUGGCGAGUGCGCGCCGCCGCCGUGGCCGCGACCGCGACCGCCUUUUACGCGGGUCGGCUGCUGUUUGAGUUAAUUUUCAUAUGGAACGGACGCGCGCCGCCGAACGACUACCGACCGAUCCAACAGGACGACAAUGAAUGGUGGGCGAUGGAAAAGGAAGACGUCGAGACUGCCGCGCUGUAUCCGCCGCAGGCGUAUAGUCCGGUUUUGGCCUUUUUUCCCGACGACUGA